Messenger RNA from Didymodactylos carnosus, 1164 nucleotides. The record is from the annotation of a GenBank genome assembly. NCBI's taxonomy places the organism in Eukaryota, Metazoa, Rotifera, Eurotatoria, Philodinida, Philodinidae.
AUGGAAGAUCCAGUAACAGCGCAAGACUCGUACACAUAUGAAAGAAAGGCUAUUAUGGAAUGGAUUCGUCAGUACGGAACAAGCCCACUUACGUCGCAAACAAUAACUGCUGAGACACUUCUUGAGAACCAGAAUGUCCGAAAAUUAAUACAGGAUUUUAAAGCAAGAGCUAAGGAUCUGAAUUAUCAGUAUGAGCUUGGUGUUGAUAUUAGAAAGAAAGCACGACGACCUCUGUUUGAAACAUACGGAAAAACUAUAUACCCAGCUGAAUGGUUAACAAAUAUCGAUGGUCCCGAAAUUGUUUUACUUAAAAUGAAUGGUGCUCGAGCAAAAAAAGAAGCAUCAUUGUAUGUCAAAUUAAGUUGUCAUCCACACAUCGUACGGACAUAUGGACUCGUCAAUGUGAGGUCAGAUCAUCCAACUUCUAAUUCAAUUAUGUUACUACAAGAGGAAGCAUCUGAAGGAAACUUAUCUGAAUAUCUACUGGAUUUGGCAGAAUUACCCAAUGAAAAUAUUUUACGUGAAAUAUUCAUUCAAAUUACGGAUGCAAUGACAUUUCUAGCACGAAAUCAUGUUAUACAUGGAGAUUUAGCGUGUAGAAAUGUUCUUGUUUUUGCUUUCAAUCCGACUGAGCUAAAACGAAAUCUUGUGAAAUUAACUGAUUUUGGUCUUAGUCGUGCAAGUAUUUUAUACGCGACUGUUUCCUGUGCAUCGAGGACUGUUUUUGAUAUCGUGCCAAUUCGUUAUGCUGCACUUGAAAUCCUUCUGAAUAAUAGCCCUGACAGCUAUUCGGAACAAUCGGAUAUGUAUUCGAUGGGUGUGUUGAUGUGGGAAGCCCUGUCGAAAGGGACAAUGCCAUGGUAUCUACUUGAACACGAUGCAGAUGUACAACGUCAGGUUACGAGUGGAAAGCGUUUAGAACAACCUGCGAGUUGUAGUAGUAAACUUUGGCUUAUAAUACGAAAAUCUAUGGCACAACAACCAAAAGAUCGGCCAGAUUUUGACACACUCAGAACAAUGUUACUUCAAAAUUCUAUGCAACCAUUAUCGACACAAUGUGCCACUAAAUUCUUGGAAGAGGUAGAGUCACUACUAACAGUUGGUUGUGCCAUGUAUAGUAAAUUUCUACGUAGAAAUGGAGCGUCUUCGAAUAAACUUAGGUAA